This is a messenger RNA of Penicillium waksmanii, 2967 nucleotides long. RefSeq names its product phosphatidylinositol-3,5-bisphosphate 5-phosphatase. Bases 1 to 2967 code for a protein of 988 amino acids. The record is from RefSeq and is a predicted model, not a curated record. Gene Ontology annotation, cellular component: intracellular membrane-bounded organelle. Lineage: Eukaryota; Fungi; Ascomycota; Eurotiomycetes; Eurotiales; Aspergillaceae. Gene Ontology annotation, biological process: phosphatidylinositol dephosphorylation. Gene Ontology annotation, molecular function: phosphatidylinositol-3,5-bisphosphate 5-phosphatase activity. The transcript has a single exon.
AUGGAGAGCUUCGACGAUGUGACCUUAAUAGGUCCAGUAUCCGAUCCCCAUGUCGACGAUCACCACCCUCCUUCCAACAAUGAAGCAAAACCCAGGAAACAGGCCGACGGCGAGUCAGUGGACUCUGCCACCUCCACGUCGAAUCGAUCGGUGACUGCAGCUCUGGCGGCUCAAAUUGACUCGGGCAGUGAGCUCACCGGAGCGCAUUCGGUAUCUUCAGAGAUACCGGCGGAAGAAGAAGAUGAGGAACCCCGCGUUGCUACAUCUUUCGAGCGGGAAUCCUCCCCUAUAUCCGCACAGAAACAUCGGUCGGGGUUGGACCUUGAAGACGAAGGCUUGAAUCGAAUGCACAAAUUCACUCUUUAUGAGACUGCAACACGUUUCUACAUUGUCGGCAUCAAUCUGGCGGAGACACGCUUCCGGAUUCUGAAAAUCGAUCGCACUUCCGAAUCGGACGAGCUGAACGUCACGGAGGAUGAUAUGGUUUAUACAAAGAGAGAGAUGGUGCAUCUAUUGGAUGCUAUUGAUGAUGGGAAUAAGAGCUCCGGUGGCCUGAAGCAGAAAUCCAGCGCGUGGGCAUUGCUCGGCUUCAUUCGGUUCACCGGAGCGUACUACAUGCUACUGGUGACGAAGCGAAGCCAAGUUGCAAUUCUGGGCGGACACAAUAUCUACCAAAUUGAUGAGACCGAGCUCAUCUCAUUGACCACAGCUGAGGCAUCUCGCCUGAAGCCCGAAAAGCAGUCGGAAGAAGAACGAUACAGAGCGAUCCUCAACAACCUAGACCUCACCCGAUCAUUCUAUUUUAGCUACUCUUAUGACAUCACUCGGACGUUGCAACAUAAUAUUUCGCGAGAAAGAAGAGCACAUCAGGAUGGAUCGGCUCGACCCGAAGGACAGGACAGUAAUACCAUGUUCGUCUGGAAUAACCACCUUCUCUCCCCGGCAAUAGGAACUUUCAAAAAUCCCUACGAUUGGUGCAUUCCGAUCAUUCAUGGAUAUGUUGACCAGUCGAAGAUAAGUGUAUAUGGGCGGUUGGUUUAUAUUACCAUCGUUGCCCGUAGGUCUCGAUUCUUCGCCGGUGCUCGUUUCCUUAAGCGAGGUGCAAAUGACCUGGGAUUUGUUGCGAAUGAUGUGGAGACCGAGCAGAUUGUUUCUGAGCAAACAACGACUUCCUUUCACUCAGCUGGCCCUACAUUGCACGCCAAUCCGAAUUACACUUCGUAUGUCCAACAUCGUGGGAGUAUACCUCUCUAUUGGACCCAAGAGAAUACAGGCGUAUCGCCAAAACCGGACAUUGAGUUGAACCUGGUAGAUCCAUUCUAUUCAGCCGCAGCCUUGCAUUUUGAUAAUCUUUUCGAGAGAUACGGUGCACCGAUUUACAUUCUCAAUCUCGUCAAAUCUCGAGAAAGGACGCCGAGAGAAUCGAAACUCCUCAAAGAAUUCACCAACGCUGUGGAAUAUCUCAACCAAUUUCUCCCAGAAGACAAAAAGCUCAUCUACAAAGCAUGGGACAUGAGUCGUGCAUCGAAGAGCCGAGAUCAGGACGUCAUACAAACACUUGAAGGAAUAGCGGGAGGUAUCAUUCCAAAGACCGGGUUUUUCAAGAAUGGCAAUGACGUUGAGUCGGGAUUGCAAAUUCAGAAUGGCGUCGCACGGACGAAUUGCAUCGAUUGUCUGGAUCGAACAAAUGCCGCACAAUUUGUCAUAGGCAAGCGCGCUCUUGGGCAUCAACUUCACGCCCUUGGUGUUAUUGAUGAGAAGACGGUUGAGUAUGACACAGAUGCUGUCAAUCUGUUCACCAACAUGUGGCACGAUCACGGUGACACUAUUGCCAUUCAGUAUGGAGGCUCUCAUCUUGUCAACACCAUGGCAACAUAUCGAAAAAUCAACCAGUGGAGUAGUCACUCGCGUGACAUGGUCGAAAGCUUUAAGCGAUACUAUAACAACUCCUUCCUCGACGCCCAGCGACAAGAGGCCUACAAUCUGUUCCUUGGAAAUUACAUCUAUGCGCAGGGCGCUCCGAUGCUAUGGGAUCUGUCUACUGACUACUACCUUCACCAUUCUGACCCAAGGUCAUAUUUAGAGAAGAAGCGACCGAAUUAUAUCUCAUGGUUCACGCCAGAAAACUUGAAAGAACGAGAAAUGCCGCCUCUCCCAUCCCGUCCGAAAGAGCCUCUUUCACAUUUCGAUGAUUACUGGCUGGAGUACUACCGCCCACUCGCAUUGUCUACUCUCUCCAAAGUCUUCUCCUACAAAAUGAACUCCACCUUUCGCUAUCCGCUCCAGAUACGUCCUGGACAUGCGCCCCCAGACCACAGCCCAUUCGUGCCUCGCAUCCCAGCAGACCAGCACCAGCGCGACCGGCCAACAACCAGAAGUGUGAAGAUACAGGAACCAUCCGAUAGCCAUGCGGCCGUUACAACCCAGCCACUCACGGAGACCACCGACCUAUGGCGACAACAGGCACCAUCCUCAUCAAAACAACCUCCAUUGACAGGGAUAAUCAAGGAAUCCGCCUUCGGAAUACCACACAGCUCCCGCAUCCCACCCAUAAAUGCCCCAAACACCCAAAAAACCCCAAGCAAAGACCAAAUAGCCCAAUGGACGCUCGGCCAGUUAGUCACAGACUCACUAAACCCAUCUGUCACUGGCCCGGAAGCAGAAGAAUACGAACGCUACAUCAAUCAUCCACUGAAAGUCCCGCUGGUCGUGACAUCAGAGGACGGGUUGACAGGGGGCGAGCACGGUCCGAACUCGGAUCUGUUCGAAUAUGCGAACAGAUUUAACGUCGAGGAAGCUGCACUCGAAUCAAAUGCCGAGGAAAACAUGGCAGAUUACGCGGAGUUCCUGAAUGUUUCUGAGGAAGGUCUCACUGUGGUCGGUGAGGAUUACCAGAAGAAGCGGUAUAAGCGGUAUCGGCAGUGGCUGCGGGGGAAGAGUCUUUUUAAGCAACGGGUUGAUAUAUGA